Messenger RNA from Knipowitschia caucasica, 6552 nucleotides. NCBI's taxonomy places the organism in Eukaryota, Metazoa, Chordata, Actinopteri, Gobiiformes, Gobiidae. The record is from the annotation of a GenBank genome assembly.
AUGGGUUGUUCUGCCAGUGCCGUGCUGCUGCUGCGCUCAGUGGGAGGGCCAGACUGUGGACACAUGUGCGUGCGACACGACCAGAUGUCAUUGGACGCUGCCACACCUACUCUAGAAGCGUACAGCGCGACUACCACCUCUCCGCUGACAGUCAUCGUCAUGCAGGAGAAGCCGAAGCUUAUUGACCCUCUGGACUAUGAGGCGGUGGUCUCAGAGCUGGGGGAUGAGCUGAACGAGGAUCCUCUGAAAGACCUGCUGCUGUUCCCUGACAAUGACUUCAAGGUGUCCACUGUGCCUCAGGAGAGGAGAACUCUCCAGUCCACGGUCCCAGAGGGAGCAGAGGGACAGGCUGAGUGUCUGCUGGUCAGACAGGCCUGUAAGUUUUACAACUCCGACCUGCAUGUAGUCCAGUUCAUGCAUGAAGACUACGCUGGAGACUACCGCCUCCUGCCCAGAAAAUUAUUCAAAGCAGAGAAGCUACCAUCCCAUUGUUUUGAGAUCGACUAUGAGGAUGUGGACAAGGAUGAGGACACCACCUCUCUAUCCUCAUCCAAAGGAGGAGGGGCCGGGUCGGGCAUAGGAUGCAAUGGAGUGUUUCGGUCAGGCUGGCUCUACAAGGGAAACUUUAAUAGUACUGUCAACAACAGCAUCACUGUUCGAUCGUUCAAAAGGAGGUACUUUCAGUUGACUCAGUUGACAGACAAUUCUUACAUCAUGAACUUCUACAAAGAUGAAAAGAUCUCCAAAGAGCCCAAAGGGUGCAUCUUCCUGGACUCGUGCACUGGUGUAGUACAGAACAACCGUUUGAGGAAGCAUGCCUUCGAGCUGAAGAUGAAUGACGUGACGUACUUCGUGCUGGCCGCGGAGAGUGAGCAGGACAUGGAGGAGUGGAUCAGUACUUUGUCUCGUAUUUUACAAAUCAGUCCACAUGACGCGCCUGUCCCGGACCGCAAGAGUUUGGACCUUACUGAACACCGCCAGGAUGUGUUCGAUCUGUCGUUGGGUGACGGCUGUUUGCAGGAGAAUGAAGAAACGACAGAGAAUGGAGUCAAUCCUGAGUUGGCAAAGUAUAUUGCUGAGACCGAUGAGGGAAUUCGUUGUGCCAGGAGGGAGGAGAGACUAAAUCUUUUUUCCCUUGAUCCUGACACUCCUGUGCUAAGGAGCCCACGGUCAGAACAUUCAUCCUCUGAGCCAACUGUGCGGCCCUUUGAGGAGAAGUUAGGUCGGCGGUUUAUGGUCAGCUGUCGAAGCCUUAACCUCAUGCUGCAGGGCUCCAUCAAUGAAGUGGAUACUGAGCCAGUAACAAAUGUUGAACCUUUCUUUGUGUCGUUGGCCCUCAUGGAUACAAGAGAGGGCAAAAAAAUCUCUGCAGAUUUCCACGUGGACUUGAACCAUGAUGCUGUGCGUCAGAUUCUCAGGGGUGGCUGUAAUGGGACAAACGAUCUGGCAGGGGGGCAUGUGGCUCAGGAGAACGGCCUCUGUCCUUCAGAAAAGAAAUCAGGGGACUGCUUCCUCAGUGGAGAAUUGGAGCACUGGCUCUGCUUUCCCAAAAAGGCAAUCUUUUCAGUGACCAACCCCCACACUGACAUAGUGAUGGUGGCUCGAGUGGAAAAAGUGUUAAUGGGAAACAUUGCAUCUGGGACAGAACCAUACAUCAAGAACACAGACUCCUGCAAGACCGUGCAGAAGAUUAUUAAAUCCAACAAGCACUUCUGCAGUAAACUGGGGAAGUACCGCAUGCCCUUUGCAUGGGCUGUGAGGUCAGUGUUUAAGGACAACCACGGAGCAUUGGAUCGAGAUUCUCGCUUCUCACCUCUUUUCAGACAGGAGAGCAACAAGAUAUCCACUGAUGACCUGCUGAAGUUAAUCAAUGAAUUCAGAAGGGCUGAAAAAACAAGCAAAUUACAAACUAUUCCGGGCGCUCUGGACAUUACAGUGGACUAUGUGCCAUUGGAGCAUCCAAACUGCUUGACCUCCUCCUAUGUGCCAGUAAAGCCAUUUGAAGAACUGAGCAAACACCAGCCUACAGUGGAGGUUGAGGAGUUUGUCCAAGACACAACUAGAUUUACUCAGCCUCACCGUGUUUACAAAAAUCACAUCUACAUCUACCCUAAGCACCUAAAGUAUGACAGCCAGAAGAGUUUUGCCAAGGCUCGUAAUCUCACUGUGUAUGUCGAGUUCCGCAGCUCAGACGAGGAAAGUGCCAAGCCAGUAAAAUGCAUCUAUGGCAAGCCAGGAGGGCCACUCUUCACCACAGCAGCCUGGUCCACAGUUUUGCACCAUUCUCAGAACCCCGACUUUUAUGAUGAGGUUAAGAUGGAGCUUCCCACACAUCUGGAUGAAAAGCACCACCUCCUCUUCUCUUUUUAUCAUGUCACAUGUGAUAUUAAUGCAAAGACAAAUGCAAAAAGGAAAGAAUCUCUGGAGACAACAGUGGGAUAUGCAUGGCUGCCGCUCCUGAAAGAAGGCCGCCUCACAACUCAAGAGUUCAACAUCUCGGUCUCCUCAAACCUUCCGCCCGGCUACCUGGGCAUUAAGGAAGGCAACAGCAAGAGCAGCGCAGAUGUGAAGUGGGUGGAUGGAGGAAAAGCCAUUUUUAGAGUGUCCACCAAUGUGAUCUCCACUGUAUACACUCAGGACCCACACUUGAACAGAUUCUUUCAGCAGUGCCAGAAAAGAGAGCUGGACCUCUCUUCACCUCCUACCUCAAACUUCCUCAACUGCCUGAAGGGUCUCCUCAGUAUGGAAAGAAUCCCUGUCAUGAUCAGAUUUCUGCCUGUGCUCUUCAAUCAGCUCUUCAAGGUUUUGACUGAAAAUGACAAUGAGCAGGUUACUACCGCCACCACGAGAGUGCUGGUUCAUGUCGUUUCUAAAUGCCAUGAAGAAAACUUGGAUCAUUUCCUCCACUCUUAUAUAAAGUACGUGUUCAAGACAGAAGCACACGGCUUCAGAACUGUACAUGAAGAGUUGGCCAAAGGAAUGACGUUUGACUUGAAGAGCAAUGACCAGGCAGCUGUCAAAAACAUACUCAAGUUUUCUUGGUUCUUCUUUGAGCUUAUUAUAAAGUCCAUGGCACAACAUUUGGUAGAUGGCAACAAAGUAAAGCUUCCCAGACCACAGCGCUUUCCCUCCUCUUACUUGAGCCGUGUAGAGUCCCUUGUGGAAACGGUGUCCGAACACAUAUUCUGGAAAAACAAAGACUUGCCAGAGGAAACACGCAUCGCUAAUGGAGCUGUCGCUGCUUUUGUCAAACGCUGUUUUACAAUGAUGGAUAGAGGCUUUACUUUCAAACUCAUCAGCAACUACGUCAACAUGAUCACAGCAACUGACAGCAAGGCCCUGUGUGAGUUGAAGUUUGAGUUCUUGAGAGAUGUAUGUAACCACGAACACUACAUCCCCCUGAGCCUGCCAUUACCGUCUGCACGUAUCUCAGACCACGCAUCCCCAGAGCCACAAAGUAUUCAUGCUUCGAUCCCUGAGUACAAUCUGACCGGAGAGUUCUGCAGGAAGCACUUUCUGACUGGCCUGUUGCUUCGGGAACUGGGGCUGGCUCUCCAGGACGAGCAGGAUCUCAGACACCUGGCUUUAGCGACGCUCAAGAGUCUUAUGGCCAAGCACUCUCUGGAUGCACGCUAUGCAACCAAGGAGAAACAAUCAAGAAUAGCUUCCCUCUACCUUCCUUUAUAUGGUCUCAUCCUGGACAACAUGCCACGAUUUUUCCUCAGGGACAUUAUUCCAAUCUACUUCACCUCCAGUGAUCAAGGCUCUCGGGAUGACCUGAGUGUGAGUGUGGGGGUGGCUGGAACAGUCCUUCCUGUGACUCGCCAUGGCCACUCUGUGGAUGCUUCCUUCUCCAAAGAAGUGCUGAACUCCAUCACAGCUUUCUCCUCCUUGGCAGUUGCCACGGGUAACCAGGCCGAUUCAAGGGGCUCUCUGAUAAGCGUGGACUCAAACCCUAGCAACAGUGACAGGAACAGUGAGAAGAUGGAUGGAUGUGAAAAGUUUGCUAGACCCCAGUCCUUAAUUGGUUAUGGAUCACGUUGUGACAAACUAGAUCAGGCAGAGACCCGAAGCCUUUUAAUGUGCUUUUUACACAUCAUGAAGACCAUUUCUGAGGAUGUUUUGGUGUCAUACUGGCAUCGAGCUAUUCACCAGGAGAUCUCUGACUUUUUUAACAUCCUAGAGUUAUGUCUUCAGCAUUUCAGGUUCCUCGGAAAGCGCCAUAUAGCCAGGAAACUAGCAGCGGCAGUAAAGCUGGCCCAGUCAACCCAGGCUAAUGGCACCCUGAAGGCCUCUAACCAUUCCUCCCAGCACUCUCAACCCUCCAGUAUCCUUCCACAAUGGAUGUCAUCUGGAGAUGGUCACAGACAUGCUCGCUCACAAACCAUGCCCAUCAUCAGAGGGAAGAAUGCACUUACCAACCCUAAGCUGCUACAGAUGAUGGAGACAGAUGGGAAUAUUCCAGAGGGAGAUAGCAAUCCCACAGACGUAGAAGCGAACCUGUCCACAGAGGUGUCCCUGACUGUGCUGGACGUGCUGGAGCUGUUUGUUCACCAUCACAAGAAACAACUGUUGCUGGAUGAAGGACAGAAUGUAGUGAUGAAGAAGGUCCUGGACACCUACAUGCUCUACUUUCAGAUCAAUCAGUCCACCUCCACGCUGCGACAUGUCUUUGCUGCUCUCCGACUUUUUGUUCAAAAAUUCCCCAGUGCAUUUUUCCAGGGUAAGGCAGACUUGUGUGGCUGUCUCUGUUAUGAGAUCCUCAAGUGCUGUAAUCAUCGCUCCAGCUCCACUCAGAUGGAAGCAGCCGCUCUCUUGUAUUUUGUAAUGAGAAAGAACUUUGAGUUUACCAAGGGCAAGUCUAUUGUUCGCUCACACCUACAGGUCAUCAAAGCAGUGAGUCAGCUGAUAGCCGAUGCUGGCAUAGGAGGGUCGCGUUUUCAACAGUCUCUCGCCAUCAUUAAUAAUUUUGCUAAUGGGGACAUGCAUCUUAAGAACACACCAUUCCCAGCAGAGGUGAAAGACCUGACCAAAAGGAUUCGAACAGUUCUGAUGGCCACAGCUCAGAUGAAGGAGCACGAGAAAGACCCAGAAAUGCUGAUUGACCUGCAGUACAGCUUGGCCAACUCGUACGCGAGCACGCCCGAGCUCCGCCGCACAUGGUUGGAAAGUAUGGCAAAGGUCCAUGUUCGCAAUGGGGAUCUCUCUGAGGCUGCUAUGUGUUAUAUCCAUAUAUCAGCACUUAUUGCAGAAUCGCUGAAGAGAAGAGGCUACUGGAGAGCAGACAAAACCAGGAUUUCCACUGUGUCCACUGAAGAAAGGGCUGUCUUUAACUGUAGCUCCUUACUAACUACCUCUGGAGAAGCUGACCCUUCCUUUUCUAUGGGCUGGGCGGCUUUUAUGUGCAUCAGUCCAAAUGUGAAGGAGGAAGGGGCGAUGAAAGAAGACACAGGCACACAGGACACUCCAUACACCGAGGACACGCUGGUGGAACAGCUGGAGCUCUGCGUAGACUACCUCUGGAAGUCAGAGCGACAUGAAAUCAUCGCAGACAUCAACAAACCGGUCAUUGCUGUGUUUGAAAAGCGGAGGGAUUUUAAAAGGCUGUCGGAGCUUUAUUAUGACAUUCAUCGUUCCUAUCUGAAGGUGACGGAGGUGGUUAACUCAGAGAAAAGACUGUUCGGCAGAUAUUAUCGUGUUGCCUUCUAUGGCCAGGGUUUCUUUGAGGAAGAGGAGAGCAAGGAGUUCAUCUACAAGGAACCAAAGCUAACGGGACUGUCUGAGAUCUCACAGAGAUUACUCAAACUUUACUCUGACAAAUUUGGAGCCGACAACGUCAAGAUGAUCCAGGACUCAAAUAAGGUGAAUCCUAAAGACCUGGAUCCAAAAUUUGCCUACAUCCAAGUGACUUAUGUGGUACCACACUUUGAUGAAAAAGAGCAGCAGGAAAAAAGAACUGAUUUUGAAAGGCAUCACAACAUCAACCGUUUUGUGUUUGAGACCCCAUUCACUCUGUCGGGAAAGAAGCACGGUGAUGUGGAAGAGCAAUGCAAGAGGCGCACCAUAUUAACCACGAGUUCAUACUUCCCCUAUCUAAAGAAGCGCAUCGAGGUUGUUGAACAGCAGAGUACUGAAAUGAACCCAAUAGAAGUGGCUAUAGAUGAGAUGUCCCGGAAAGUCUCGGAACUCAACCAGCUGUGCAACAUGGAGGAAGUGGAUAUGAUCAGGCUCCAGCUGAAGCUGCAGGGCAGCGUCAGCGCUAAGGUCAAUGCUGGACCCAUGGCCUAUGCCAGAGCUUUUCUAGAAGAGAAGAAUGCCAAGAAAUACCCAGACAACCAAGUCAAACUACUGAAGGAGAUUUUCAGGCAGUUUGCUGAAGCUUGUGGUCAAGCCUUGGAUGUGAAUGAGCGGCUGAUCAAGGAGGACCAGCUGGAGUAUCAGGAGGAGAUGAGGACUCACUAUCGGGACAUGCUCACAGAGCUGUCGGGCAUCAUGAAUGAGCAGAUUCCUCACACAAGACAACCAGGAACAGAACGUCACAGCGCGUUUUGA